AUGCGCAGGUAUGUGCUGAAGAAUCUGGUGCGCGACUGGGGGUUGGAGGGGGCGGCCGAGCGAGCGCAGUCCUACGGCCGCGUCGUGGCAGAGCUGCGCAGCCGCUACCAGGAUAGGCUGGCGGAGGAGGGAACAUCGCCACGCGUACUGGUGCCGGGCGCUGGGCUGGGCCGGCUGUGCCUGGACAUUGCCAAAGCAGGCUUUCACACCCAGGGCAACGAGUUCUCGUACUUCAUGCUGCUGACGUCAUCGUUCAUGCUUAACCACUGCGAGCGGCCGCAGCAGUGGACCAUAUUCCCCUGGGCGCUCGCCAGCUGCAACCAGCCCUCCGACGCCGCGCAGCUUAGGCCGCUCUCUAUGGCGGCCGGGGAUUUUGUGGAAGUGUACGGGAGCCCAGAGCAGGAGGGGCAGUUCGACUGCGUUGCCACGUGCUUCUUCAUCGACACUGCGCACAAUAUCAUCCGCUACUUGGAAGUCCUGCGGCACUGCCUCAAGGAUGGCGGGCUAUGGGUAAAUCUGGGUCCGUUGCAGUACCACUGGGCAGAGGCGCACACCUACUUGGAGCCCGGCAUGGCCGACUCAAUCGAGAUCCCCCUGGAAGAUGUGGAGCGAAUUGCCGGUGAACUGGGAUUCCGAAUGCUGCGCCGCGAGAUUGUUGUCGCCGGGUUCAACACCAACCUCAGGAGCAUGCAGGUGUCCACGUACCGCUGUGCCUUCUGGACAAUGCGGCUGGAAAAAGGCUGA
Coccomyxa subellipsoidea C-169 is the source of this 744-nucleotide messenger RNA. Its product is annotated as N2227-like protein. The transcript is spliced from 6 exons. Lineage: Eukaryota; Viridiplantae; Chlorophyta; Trebouxiophyceae; Coccomyxaceae. The record is from RefSeq and is a predicted model, not a curated record. Gene Ontology annotation, molecular function: S-adenosylmethionine-dependent methyltransferase activity. The coding region runs from base 1 to 744 and encodes 247 amino acids.